This is a messenger RNA of Leptopilina heterotoma, 4923 nucleotides long. RefSeq lists its product as uncharacterized. The transcript is spliced from 2 exons. The record is from RefSeq and is a predicted model, not a curated record. The coding region runs from base 1851 to 4058 and encodes 735 amino acids. Lineage: Eukaryota; Metazoa; Arthropoda; Insecta; Hymenoptera; Figitidae.
UUUAUUAUAUACAGAGGAAGAAAAUAUUUACAGUAUAAUCACUAAUUUCAAAAUCCGUAAAAUUAAUUUUUGACGAAAGUAGUAACAAUUUAUAAUAAUAAAUUAUCAAUAUAGUUGUAUUUAACAAUUACUGUUACGCCCAUAUUUAAUUUAAAAAGAUUUCGAAAAUUAUUUUAUUUAAAAUUCUUUUAAAACUUCCUUCGAACCAAGUUGAAGGAAGUUAAAGAUCGUAUUGCACUAAGGAAUUUCGGUGUCAGCGAAAUGGUGCAACUCGCGAGGCAAUGACACCAAAAUAAUUUUAUAUUUUUAAAUUUUAUUCAACUCAUGAGGCAAGCCCUUGGAACCUACACGAGUAAUAAACUAUCAAUUAUUAAUUAAACUAUAUUGAUAAAUAUCGAUUAAUAAAAGGGUAUUAUUUUAUUGAAUUUAUAAUUUGUUUUAAAACAACAACAAUGGCUAUGGUAUAUGUAUAUGUGUGCAUAUAUGUGUAUUAUCCAUGUUAUUAACAGUAAAAAGGAAAAUUAUUAACUAUUAGAAUUAAAAUAAUGAAAUGCAUAUUGUAUGCAUAUAUAUAUAUAUACACGAAGAAUAGACGUGAGGCUACACUCAACGCGUUGAGUGAAGACUUCCCGCGCUCCCCACGCUCCCCUUGACAUUGUGCGAGAGAGAAAGAAGAUUGUGUAUAGCAUCGAAGCGUUCUCUCUCAGGCAUAUUGUUCUUACGGAGUAUAGUGUACUCUUCUAUCCUAUCGCUCUUUCUCUCUCACACUAACGGCGAAUGUUACUAUAAUCGUCUGCCUUCAAUUUUAAAUGCAUUUUUUUUAAUUUUUCGAACCUUGAAAAUAGGGUGAAUGAUGGCCCGGCCUUAAUUAAAAAUAUUUAUACAAUUAACAAUUAUACGAUAUAUAAAGAUGGGAACGUUUAGGCUAUUAUUAUUAUUAAUUCUAUUAUUAUUUCUUUUCUUUCAAAAAUAUAAUUUAUCUCUCGUUUCCCUGUACCAACCUAGCUUAUAAACCUUGCCCGCCAUAAAUUGCAAACUUGCGGAAGAUUCCAAUGCACAUUAAAAUAAUUAUUGACAAAUGAUUUAACGUUGGAAUUGUAACAACCUUUUUUUUUAGGGUUACAAAAUAGAAUGGAAUUUCUAUUUUGAAAUGUCCAUCAUUUCCAACUUACAUUAAUCCUAUUUUAAGAGAUUAAUUAAAAAAAAAAUAAAAUAAAUAAAUAAACAAAUUAAAAAUUGUUUCAAUAAUUAAAAGAAUAUUAAAAAGAAAAUAUUCUUUCUAAGAAUACAAGAAAAAGGAAUUUAUUUCAACAUAGUGCAAUGAACCGAUUCCACAAAAUGCAAGUUCAGCAAUUUUGGCAUGGCAACAGGACCAACGCCCUGUCCCCACCUUUCCAUAUUUCUUAAGGAAGUAAAACUAUAUAAGCUCAUUAAUUAGAUAUCUAAAUUGUUCAGUACGGUUUCCCACGGCACAGAGACUCAAUCUCUGUCGGAAUAAAAAUAAUAUUAUCCGUAACGUUCCCGUCCGGUAUACAGGAUCCAAAUUGGUUGUAUGUUUAUACAAGCAAUUUGGCCGGACGAAAAUAAAAUUCUUAACUCGAAAUCCGCGGGGCCACCUAAAGCUAAAAUAGUGAAGGGGGAGAUUUUAUUUAAAUAAAUUUAAAAUUUUCUUUCUUGUCAAAUGACCGGCCGGUUUUACGGUGUAGCCGCGUCCGCCCUAUUUUUAGUGGUUUAGGAAACUAAGAAAAAAAAAAAAAAAAACAAUAAGUUGUGCACGUGUGAGUGUAUUGUGAAAUCUUCGCCCGUCGGCAGAAUUCUGGCGGUAGACUUAAGGUUCCAGAACGGGUAAAAUGACGAUGGAAUGGAUCACUAUUGCCUUGUGCCUCGUUCUAACAGCAGGAGCUAAUUCUGAUGAUUCCCUAGCAAACGACCCGACGACCAGCACAUUUUUCCAAAUUACACCUUUCAACAUCAGUAGUGGAGUCUAUUUUGAACAUUUCGGAGAAGUUCGACGGUCGACUAGCAGAUGGAGGGUGGCUGUGUUUCUAGACAUCGGAAAACAAAUUCGCCAUUAUAAUGAUUUGAAGUUGAGACUGGAAAGGCUCAAGGAAUAUUGCAGACCAGGAGAAAAUUGGUGCGAGCAAACCAUGUAUCAAUUUCAAUGGGGAGAUAAAUGGGAGAUGGCAUCAGAAUUACAACUUCAAUUCCGAGGACAGAUCGAGGAAUUAGAAAAUACCAGGACGAGCCUACCAAGGAAAAUGUCGUCACAACUAAAAGUAAGACGGAGUGUUCCUCUCCUUGGAUUUUUGGGAAAAAUAGCUGGGCCCAUCGCAGGCGUUCUAAAUUAUGACGACGGAGAACGGUACGAUGCGGCUAUCGAAGACCUGAACCAAGCCCAAAGUAAUCUGACCAGGUACUUGGGAAAACAAACUCACAUUGUCCGCUCUCAAUUGGACAUCAUUCACACUCAAUAUGUCAAUCAACAAGGCCAAAUGGAUAACCUACGUCAGGAUCUACAAAAUUUACUUUUGAGAGAAGGAAAAAGCGCUACCUGGAAAGAAGCAGAAGAACGAAGACAAUCCAUAAUACUAUUAAUGGAGGCACUUAAAAUCGGAUUGGACCACAACAUCAAAGCUACAUCCACCAUCUUGAAUGCUGUCCAUGAAGCUCGACAAAAUCGGCUUCAUCCCGGAAUCAUCUCAUCAAACCAACUUGAACCAAUCAUGCGAGAGAUCCAAGACAAUCUGACAGAUGUUUAUUUUCCUCUACCUGGACCCAAGGUCAGCAUCGACGAGCUUAUUCGAAUCGCCACCAUUUCCAUCUGGUGCGAUAACCAUAAGUUGAAGGUCAUGAUCGACAUCCCUCUUUUGGAAAGACACAAAUACCAGUCCUUUAAAAUCCAUCCUCUUCCAACAAUACAAGAAUCUUUGGGUAGUGGUACUCAAAGAGCCUACAUCAGCUCUGAUUAUGAUUAUUUAAUUAUCGACGAAGAUAAACGAACCUACCUGCUGAUCCACCAGGAGGAAUGGAAGGAAUGCCGCUCAACUGCAGCCUAUCAUGCUUGCCUGGAAGGAGUACCAAUCUACGACGUGCGAGAGAGACCAGGAUGUGAACCCUUACUCUUGGACCAACCAUCUAUUGAAGCCAUGAGAUCUUGCACAAUUAAAAUUACUACAGCACCUGAAUCUUACUGGCAACCAUUAAGAACCCUGUCAGCAUGGCUGUACUCAUUUGCCCGACCAGAAGUGAUUACUAUCUACUGUCAUUCAAUGACUCCCGUUAAGGUGAAUUUAACCGGAGUAGGUAUGAUGAAACUAGCUCCAGGAUGCUCCGUAAAAACAAAAGACGUCACCAUCCCAGCUACAUCAGAACAAAAGGGUCAAACAUCGCUUAUCUUCGAAACUGAGUUACAUCUGGAUGUUAUGAAGGUGUCACCCCUAUUAGCAACCCAUGCUGAUCUUGCAAUAACCCUAGAAGACCGGCAUGUAGAAGUAAAAAGUCUUGGAUCAAAAAUGUCCAGUUUUGAAGCAAAUUCGAAAACUCUAUACGAAUUGGAAGAAGAAUUAGAAGACCUAGCAGUCCAGAAACAAUUUAAAAAUAAACAUACAACCCUUGUUUAUGGAGCUUACGGAGGUUCGAUGCUAAUUAUUAUAUGCAUCAUACUGUACCUAUGUAGAAAACCUAUUUCAAGUGGAGCUAACCACUUUUCAAAUAUCCUAAAACCUACACAAAAACAAUCCGAAGUAGCAGCUGACUGCCGGACCGAGACAACAGGAAACUAUUCUGUCAUUCCGAAUUCCAAGGUCAUUUAUUUGACCUCUUCCAGAUGUCACCCCAGCAACGAAACCACGGAUCCUAAAGCAAGCAGUGCAGUAGCACUGAAGGAAGGUCAUUCAAUCAACAUGGGGUCAGUUGAUACCCCAUUAACCUCAACAUCACAUCAAACGGAAUUGCAAUUUAUUCCCGUACCAACAACAUCCGGAGUAAUAUCAACAUCGCCAACAGCGAGUCCAAGGCCAGGUACUAUUCUACCAACGCAACAUCUUCAACCAUUUUAGUAAGGUAACAUAAGGUAUAAUUAACAAUAAAAAAAAAAACAUAUACAGCAAGGGUUAGCAAUGUUUUUGUGCUGGAGAGAAAAAUCCGCGGCUCGGAGUAUUAAUACUCCAUAUUUAAUUAGAGCAGUCUGCGAUGGUCUAACGGAAAAACAUUAAGGUUUAACUGCCACCAGAGGCUUCUCAUUUGCCCGUUCUCCCUCCUGCCGCGUACCCAACGAGUGAUUGCUUUAUGUGACCAAAAAUCAUAAAGCAGGCACUCAUGGUGUGCGGAAGUGUUGGGUCAGCACUCUUUCAUUGCUAGUUUUUGGUGUAUAUAUAUAUAUUGAUGUAUAAAAAGAUAAUACAUUCCCAAAGGCGUUUUGACAAUGGUGCCGGUACCGUCGGGACGUAUCCACAACCUUCUCUUCGUUUAAAAUUUGAGAAAAGAAUUUACUAUAGCGGUGAAACUUUUAACGGUCUUACCAAGAUCUUGCCGCUCAGAGGCGCACACACUACAGAAAGGUCAGAUUUCCUUCCUACCAUAUAACCAACAAAUAGUGCUUGCCUUCAUAUUUCAUGAAGGAAAGCACCCAUGGCUUAUGGGAGUUUUGGGUCAGUACCUUGCCAUUUUCAAAACGCCUCAGAGUUUUACCCUAAAUAUUUCGGGGAGAAUUGAUAAAUAAAUCUAAGUAAUUUACUAUAGUGGAAGCCUACUGUUGUUGUUGUUGUUUCUAAAUAACUUUAAAAUCAAAAAGAGAUUUUGAACACGCAUGUGUGCUGUCAUAAAAUGAUAUAUACAAACAAUAAAUAGUAAACAUAUAUACAAAUAAAUAGAGACAUAUAAUUAAUAUUAUAAAACAACAUUUAAAUAAAAUCACAAAAACAA